Trematosphaeria pertusa is the source of this 2400-nucleotide messenger RNA. RefSeq lists its product as uncharacterized. The transcript has 2 exons. The record is from RefSeq and is a predicted model, not a curated record. The coding region runs from base 1 to 2400 and encodes 799 amino acids. NCBI's taxonomy places the organism in Eukaryota, Fungi, Ascomycota, Dothideomycetes, Pleosporales, Trematosphaeriaceae.
AUGGAAUCUCGCGCGUCAAGGCGCAUUCGGAAGAGCAUGAAGCGCAGCCUUGUACUGCGUGACUGUUUGCCGGACAACGCGGAUGCGCUCUUGGGAAGGUAUGAUUACCAAGAAGGCGAGCCGCCGAGGGAGAUCACACCGUCGCCCCCUGUCCCUGCUUGGCCGUCAGCUAGAGAGAGCACGCCGUAUCCACGUACCUUGAUUCCGCUGCUAGCGGUUGUGGGCGGUGGGUCGUUGCCGCCGGCGGAUAACCCACCGAGGGCAGUCAGCCACCGCAAUACGCAGAUCCCUCCUCCGCCAUCGCACCGUCCUGUGAGUCACUCCAGGCCAGGUCAUACGCAGUCGUCUCCCCCUGCUACGCAGAUUCCCACUUCGUCGCAUCAUCAUGCCCCGAAUCCACCCAGGCCAAGCCAUACGCAGCCGCCUUUCCCUUCAAGAUACCGUCCAGCAGCUCAUCCCAGGCCCCCUUCGCCGUCAUCACGUUCUUCAAAUCCACCCAGGCCCGCUCAUCAACCAGCUGCAGAUCCACCACAGGAUCGUGCCCUGAGGAGAGCCGGCCCAGGCCAUAUACUGGUGCCCGCCGCACGACCGGAUCGUGCAUCGAAUCCAUCCACGCCCCCUGUUGCGCAGCCCACUUCACGGCCGGAUGGGUCUUUGAAUCCAUCCAGGCCUCGUGAUACACAGUUGUCUCCCCCUCCGCCAUCGUCUCCCGCUACACAGCUCCCCGCUCCGCCACCGCAUCGGUAUGUGAAUCCAUCCCGGCGCCCCAAUCCCAAUGCGGCCGCUGCUCCACAGUCACCGUCCCGCGGUCCUCCGCGUCCUGCGCGGCAGCACAACACAGCGCCUGGAGGGAACCAGGGCGUUAUCCCACGGCCAAAUACAACAGGCCCAAGCAACUCCCGGCCUGAAGCGCAUCAACCCGCUCUCCGACGCCCGGCCACCACCCUCCCCCGGAACCCGGUGCGUGAGGCUCUUCAGAGCUCUAUCCCGCAGGCGCCGUCCGCACCCCCGUCCCAGCCCACCAACACCCCGCCCGAAGGGACGCAGUCCCGCAUCCCACAGCCGGGCUCGCGCUCUCCAUCGCGCCCCGAAGCCAGUCAGGCUCCCGCGCACAGGGGCAAUGGGGGAGCGAGAAGCGCUGAAGAGGAGUCUUCCUCCCCUCCUAGCUCUUGGAACAGCGGUGGCACGACGGUUGUUGGCAGUGGCACACCGUCGGGGGAGAAUUCGAGGGAUAACACUCUCGAUGUGCCGAAGGUGCGUAGUCGGCAGCCGGCGUCCCGGCCGCGCGUCGAUAGCACGACGUUCACGGCGCCGGAGAGGGUGGAGGGGCCUGAGGAGCUUCAGGCUACGCUGUCGAUAUUGCCGAUAGCGCGCAAUGGCACGCCGUUCGUCAGGGCGGGGAGGGAGUCAAGUGGUCCACCUGCGCCGUCCUCGCCUGCCCAUAGGACCCCGGAGGACUCCAGGCCUAGUUUUGCAGCGUCGCCGGAUGCGCCUGCGGAUAGUGCGCCGGAGGACCUCUCGGCUGCUCUUACACAUCCGCCGCCCGAUGCGGAUAUCGCUGGCCAGGAUGCCAUCCUUGGGAGGGAAGUAGAGACUGUGCAGAUCCAGCAACCCGUACCUCCCUCCAGCCCGGAUACAUCGACGUCGUUCGCGCACAGGUAUCCCUCGCCCGCGCUUGCAGAGCCGCCAGAGAGCUGGGCCAGGCUGCCCACGCCCGUGCUCACCGAUCUUGCCCGCGCCGAGCGCUUGUACAGGCCGCUGACUCCGUUUGCGCCGAGGGUUGCGUCGCCCGUAGCAGCACCAGCGUCCGCCCACUCGGCGGGAGAAGGGGAAGAGCGGGGCGAAGAUGAAGCAGAGGAUGGAGAUGGAGAUGCGCAGUUGUCACCACCACCGUCCGUUGUGCUAGGAGAAGCACCCCCAACGCAGGAUGAGGAUGAGGAUAUACCGCCGCCGCCGCCGCCGCCGCCGCCAGCCCAACAACAGCAGCCCGACUCCGCCUCCGCGCCCGCACUCCCCAGCCUCCGCCCCUCCCGCUUCACCGAGCGCCUCUCGCUCGACGGGCCGGCUAUGUACAACAGCGCGCCCGAUCCCCCCGCCGAGAUCCCCGACCCGCACUCGCACCACGUCCAAGUCCAAGCCCCAGUCCAACCCCCUCUCCCGCAGGCCAUCCACGUCCCCGCCCCGCCGUCUGCGGCGCGUAUGCUGCUGCGCGGGAUGAAGAAGAGCGUGCAGGGGUGGGGCGGGAAGGUGAAGACGGGGAGGGGGGAUACGGUGGUGGAUGGGCGGCUGGGAGAUGGAGUCGGAGUUGGGGUGCAGCGGCAGGCGAAGGAGACGUUGCGGAGUAGAGCGAGGGGGGUGUGGAGGAGGGCGAUGGCGAGGGGGCGGGGGCGGGGUGGGUAG